Messenger RNA from Prunus armeniaca (apricot), 1302 nucleotides. The record is from the annotation of a GenBank genome assembly. Lineage: Eukaryota; Viridiplantae; Streptophyta; Magnoliopsida; Rosales; Rosaceae.
AUGCAGGCUCUUCUUCCCCCCUCCUCUAAUAAUCUCAAAAUUAGCCACGUCCCCACCCGACUCACCCGGGUCGUCCCCACCCGUUUCGCCGUCGUCAAAUGCGCCUACCGUUCCGAUGCCGUCCACUUCCACAACGGCAUCGGCUCCAGUCGCGCCGACUGGCAGAGCUCCUGCGCCAUUCUCGCCAGCAACGUCGUCUCCCAGCAGCCCCAGCCGCCUCCCGACAAACCCGGAACCGCUGACCACGUCGCAUCGGUCAACGGCCACAAGACCAACGUUGACCUCGACCUAGUCCCCAUCGAGAAGCUCUCCUCCUCCUCCUCCGCGGAUGACAAGUCCUGUUCUCCCCCUCCACCUCCCCGGGCCCUCACCAUCACCGACCUCUCUCCGGCUCCGAUGCACGGCUCGCAGCUGCGCGUGGCCUACCAGGGCGUCCCCGGCGCGUACUCCGAAGCCGCCGCAGGCAAAGCCUACCCGAAAUGCGAGGCCAUCCCCUGCGACCAGUUCGAAGUCGCCUUCCAAGCCGUCGAGCUCUGGAUCGCCGAUCGAGCCGUCUUGCCGGUCGAGAACUCCCUCGGCGGCUCAAUUCACCGAAAUUACGAUCUUCUCCUCCGCCACCGUCUCCACAUCGUCGGCGAGGUCCAGCUCCCAGUCCACCACUGCCUCCUGGCCCUCCCAGGGGUCAGAAAAGAGUACUUGAACCGAGUCAUCUCGCAUCCUCAAGCUCUGGCUCAGUGUGAGUUGACUCUGACCAAACUCGGCCUCAACGUCGCGCGCGAAGCCGUCGACGACACCGCCGGCGCCGCCGAAUUCGUCGCCGCCAACAACCUCCGCGACACCGGAGCGAUUGCCUCGGCUCGCGCCGCCGACCUGUACGGCCUGGAGAUCCUGGAGACUGGGAUCCAGGACGACUCGAGCAACGUGACUCGGUUCGUGAUGCUGGCUCGGGAGCCGAUCAUUCCCCGCACGGAUCGGCCGUUCAAGACGAGCAUCGUCUUCGCUCACGACAAAGGGACCUCCGUGCUGUUCAAGGUCCUAUCGGCCUUCGCCUUCAGGAACAUCAGCUUGACGAAGAUAGAGUCGAGGCCGCACCGGAACCGUCCGAUCAGGCUGGUGAGCGAUUCGAACGAAGGGACGGCGAAGCAUUUCGAGUACCUGUUCUAUGUGGACUUCGAAGCGUCCAUGGCGGAGGUUAGGGCACAGAACGCGUUGGCGGAGGUUCAGGAGUUCACGUCUUUCUUGAGAGUCCUGGGAAGCUACCCGAUGGAUAUGACCCCUUGGUCUCCUUCCAGGGGCGAUUAG